Messenger RNA from Bipolaris maydis ATCC 48331, 363 nucleotides. NCBI's taxonomy places the organism in Eukaryota, Fungi, Ascomycota, Dothideomycetes, Pleosporales, Pleosporaceae. The record is from RefSeq and is a predicted model, not a curated record.
AUGGUGGCUCCAGAUCAGUCCAACUCCAUUGUACAUGCUGCCACUCAUGGCACUCCCCAACGCGACAAUUAUGAUGCUACAUCCCCACGUCCCAAUGGCCUAAGCGGCCCCGCUAUCAACGGCGCACCUCCCCCCUUUUCUCGUCAGUGUGACAUGGACGUCGUGUGUGUGGGAACGUGGAUCAGUAAUACAGGAUCCCAACACACUGACUCCUUCUCGGGCAAUGGUACUUCAACAUUUCCAUAUUCUUACGCGCCGAUGCAACGCGGGCUGCUUGCGUAUGCCAUCACAGCUUGCAUCAAGCAUGUCUCGAGUCAACGACAUAUACGCGAGUGGUUGAAUGUGUGGCAGAGCUCAAAAUAG